UGUGGGCAUGUGCUUAUUUGGCCAACAGAGGCCAGUCAUUGGCUAAAUAUUAAAAUAAUUCAGGAACUAAUAAACAGAGAUCAUCAUGUCAGCAUUCUGGUUCUGACAACAUCUCUCUUUAUCACACCUGGAGAUAUUGCAGCUGCCAAUUUUGAAGUAUUUUCUGUUCCCUUAACAAAGGAAGAGUUUAAUUCUUUGAUCACAGAUCUGAUAAAGUUGUGGUGGAAUAACAAACCAUCGAUGACAACCUUUUAUAGGUUUUAUCAGAAACUAGGAAAAUUGAUGGAAAAAGCAAAUAAACUCAGUAGGCAAAUGUGUGAAGCAGUUCUAUCGAAUCAAGAACUCGUGUCUAAACUAAAGAACGCAAAAUAUGAUGUGCUUCUUUCUGAUCCUGUGACGCAGUGUGGUGAUUUGAUUGCUUUGAAGCUGAACAUCCCAUUCUUAUACACUCUGAGGUUCUCCCCAGCCUCAAUAGUAGAGAGACAUUGUGGGAAAAUGCCUGCCCCUUUUAUUUAUGUUCCAGCUGCUUUAUCUGGGUUCACAGACAAAUUGUCUUUUGGAGAAAGGAUACAAAAUAUUAUCUUUUACUACGUUCAAGACUAUGUUUUCCAAAAAUAUAGUGGGGAAUGGGUUUCCUAUUAUAGUCAAGUUUUGGGGAGACCCACAACACUGUGUGAAAUAAUGGGUAAAGCAGAAAUAUGGUUAAUCCAAACCUACUGGGAUUUUGAAUUUCCACGACCUUUUCUACCAAACUUUGAAUUUGUUGGAGGUUUGCACUGCCAGCCAGCCAAGUCUUUAUCUGAGGAAAUGGAAAAAUUUGUAGAUUCAAAUGAACAUGGCAUUGUAAUAUUUUCCCUUGGUUCACUGGUUCAAAACUUAACAGAUGAAAAAAAUAAUAUAAUUGCAUCAGCACUCAGCCAGCUUCCACAAAAGGUUAUUUGGUGGUAUAAGGGGGAAAAGCUAGAAAUGCUUGGAGCCAAUACAAGGACCUAUGAUUGGAUACCACAAAAUGAUCUUCUUGGUCAUCCAAAGACCAAAGCAUUUAUAACAGGUGGAACAAAUGGAAUUUAUGAAGCCAUUUACCAUGCAAUUCCCAUAGUAGGGAUUCCCCUAUUUGCAGACCAGAUUGAUAUUACCGGUAUGAAGGCAAAGGGAAUGGCCGUGGAACUGGACAUCCACAUAAUGAAAGCAGAGUAAAUGCUUUGAAUACUGUCAUUCAUAAUGCUCUGUGAGUUGUUUAUAAACUCUCUUCAGAAAUUGAGAUAC
Messenger RNA from Pseudonaja textilis, 1266 nucleotides. RefSeq names its product UDP-glucuronosyltransferase 2A2-like. Lineage: Eukaryota; Metazoa; Chordata; Lepidosauria; Squamata; Elapidae. Gene Ontology annotation, molecular function: glucuronosyltransferase activity. The record is from RefSeq and is a predicted model, not a curated record.